Molecule: messenger RNA, 1515 nt
Organism: Hirsutella rhossiliensis
Lineage: Eukaryota; Fungi; Ascomycota; Sordariomycetes; Hypocreales; Ophiocordycipitaceae
Exons: 3
Coding region: 1-1515 (504 amino acids)
Source: RefSeq, a predicted model, not a curated record
AUGGUAGAACAACAACAAUAUAUCUCCCCUGGUCUGCCGCAUUCGGAUGUUCUUUUAGAAGCCCCCAACUUGACCGACGGCGCCCGCUCAUCAUCGACGUCUUCCUACUACUCGACGGUCACUUCGUUCAACCUCCCACCGCAGUGCGACGCCAACCUGCUUACCCCCAUCUCUGCCUCGGGCUCUCCGCCUCUGCAGCACAUGCGCAAGUUGAUGGGCCAGUACCCUCCUCCCCCCGGCAGUCCCCAGGCCCAAGAACCAACGCCCCCCGGAAGCUCCAGAAUGUAUCACCACUGGAAUCACCAGUUCGACAUCAACGGCCAGCCCAGCUCCACCAGCUCGCCCAUGGGCACUCCGGGCCACGUCGCACAUGAUUUCUACAUGACGGGCGAGCGCAGGACUCCCGGGCCCCCGGAGCCAUACCUGGGCAUGUACAACGUGUCGGAGCCUGAUCCCCAGCAUCUGCCCAACCCGGAGCCGCCCUACUUGAUGGACGUGGCCCCCAUGGGCGGCCAGAACCACAUGAUGGUGCGCGAUCAUCAACACAUGGCGGUGGAUCCUCAGCACCGCGACCUGAACCGCACCCUCCUCUCCUCUGGCCCUCUCCUGAGCGAUCCUCCCCCGCACGCUCGUCACAUUCGCCGCCUCAGCACGGGGCGUCCUGCCGUCGAGAACCACCGGUCCUCGAGCGGCUCGCCGCGCCGCCGCGGCGUCCCUUGCGCAAACAGAGUCAAGAAGCCGAGGACGUCGAGGCGCCAGUCUGCCUCUCUGCGCAGCCACCCGCCGACUGACCCGUCCGAGGAGCACAAGAACUGCCUCGGGAACGAAGUGCCCCCUACCCUCAAGAGCACCUGCCCCGACGAGGAGCGGUGCAUCUUUGAGUCGCGAUGGCGCCAUCGCCACCAGAGGGGGCAGGACAUGUGGGACAGCAUCCAGACCGACUUUUCCAAGCGUUUCAACAAGACGCAUGGCAAGGAGAUGCUUCAGAUGAAGUUCAAGCGCGCUCGCUCAAAGUACAUUGAGUGGCUGCCCAGGGAUGAAGAACUACUCCGCGAGGCUUGGAAGCGGAUGGAGCGAGAUCGAUACCAAACCCUGCUCGAAACCUUUGUCGAGAUGGGCGGAUCGCGGAACAUGCGCCUCAACGCCAGCGACAUCGAAGUCAAGGUGGUCAACGACAUGAAGCUGGAGGAGCACCUGUACAUGGAGAACUUUCGCGAGCUGGAGAUCCGCCGGCGGCGCAAGGUGCCCGCCAAGAAGCGGCAAAACGGCCACCACGACGACGUGACGGCGGCCGAGGACCUGAUGGUGUCGGACCCGCGCGUGGCGACGCACAACGAGGAGGACGUCAUCAACCAGGUGCACACCCGGCGCGACAUGCGGUGGGAGACGGACUCGUCGGCGCACAGCGAGAUCGUCGACCUGCCCGUGUGGGAGAACCGCGCGCCCAUGAAGAUGGAGCCGCCGUCGUCGCUCAGAAUGGCCAGUGGUCGCGGCGUGUACGGCGCGCCCAAGUGA